UUCUUGGUGCAUAAUCUCUUGUGUAUCAACUGCAACACGUGUCAUGCUAUUUAAUUUUUUUUAAAACAAAACGGUCUGAUUUUUUGAAACUUCCCUCCAUAGAACCAUGUCAUCUGUUUCAAACUACUACUCUUCCCUCUUGAAAUUCUACUUGGAAUCCAAAAGCCAAAUCCAAGCAAAGAAGCUCCAUUGCCUCAUAAUCAAAACCCUCAAAUCCCCAGAGACCUUCCUCUUCAACAACCUCAUUAAUGCGUACUCUAAAUUCAACAAUUUAAGCUACGCACACCAUGUGUUUGAUCAAAUUCCCCAGCCAAACCUCUUCUCAUGGAACACCCUCCUUUCUGCUUAUUCGAAAUCUGGACGCCUUUCUGAAAUGGAAAAAAUCUUCAAACGAAUGCCCAUUCGCGAUGGUGUUUCUUGGAAUUCCGUCAUUUCGGGCUAUGCCAAUGAUGGGUUGUACCAUGAUUCAGUAGAAGCAUAUAAACUGAUGUUGGAGGAUGGAGUAAGUCCAAAUCGGAUUACGUUCUCUACAGUGCUGAUUUUGUCAUCGGGUCAGUCUUGGAUUCGAUUGUGUAGGCAGGUUCAUGGUCAGAUAAUGAAAUUUGGGUUUGGUUCAUAUGUGCUUGUCGGAAGUCUGUUGAUUGAUAUGUACUCAAAGGCCAGGGUUGUUGAUGAUGCUAAACGGGUUUUCGAUGAAAUGGAUGCAAGAAAUUUGGUUGUGUACAAUACCAUGAUCACGGGAUUGUUCAGGUGCGGGAUGGUUGAGGAAUCAAAGCGUUUGUUUGGUGACAUGCGGGAAAGGGAUUCAAUUUCAUGGACAAUAAUGAUUACAGGAUUUAAGCAAAAUGGGUUUGAUAAAGAAGCAAUUGAUGUCUUUAGAGAGAUGAGAUUGGAGGAAGUUCCAAUCGAUCAGUUUACAUUUGGAAGCGUAUUGACUGCUUGUGGUAGUCUUCUGGCAUUGGAACAAGGCAAGCAGAUUCAUGCUUAUAUAAUCAGGACUGAUUAUAAGGAUAACAUCUUUGUGGGUAGUGCUCUUGUUGACAUGUAUGCCAAGUGCAGAAGCAUAAGAAUGGCGGAAACAGUUUUUAAGGGCAUGGCACUGAAGAACAUUGUGUCAUGGACAGCUAUGCUUGUGGGUUACGGUCAAAACGGAUUCAGCGAAGAAGCUGUUAGAAGUUUCUGCGAAAUGCAGAGAAAUGGGAUCGAGCCUGAUGAUUUUACCCUUGGGAGCGUGAUCAGCUCUUGUGCUAAUCUGGCAAGCUUGGAAGAAGGUGCUCAAUUCCACUGCCGUGCCUUAGUUUCCAGCUUGACUUCAUUUAGUACAGUGUCUAAUGCGAUUGUUACAUUGUAUGGAAAAUGUGGGUGCAUUGAAGAUUCGCAUAAGAUGUUUGAUGAAAUGCAGGUUAAAGAUCAAGUCUCAUGGACUGCAUUGGUUUCAGGGUACUCUCAGUUUGGAAAAGCCAAGGAGUCGAUAGAUCUGUUUGAAGGAAUGUUGGCUGAAGGGCUGAAACCAGAUGGAGUCACGUUCAUUGGCGUUAUUUCAGCUUGUAGUAGAGCAGGGCUAGUGGAAAAAGGGCAUCAAUAUUUUAAUUCUAUGGUAGAAGAUCAUCAAAUCAUCCCCACAGAUGAUCACUAUGCUUGCAUGAUUGAUCUUCUCAGCCGAGCAGGAAGAAUAAAAGAGGCAGAAGAUUUUAUUAAGCAAAUGCCUUGUCAGCCCGAUGCUAUUGGGUGGGCCACCUUGUUAAGCUCAUGUAGAGUACAUGGUAACAUGGAAAUCGGGAAGUGGGCUGCCGAAUCACUACUUGAAUUGGAUCCACACAACCCUGCGAGUUAUAUCUUGCUUUCGAGUAUCUAUGCUGCCAAAGGAAGAUGGGACGACGUGUCCCGUUUGAGAAGAGGGAUGAGAAUUAAAGGCGUGAAGAAAGAGCCUGGUUAUAGUUGGAUCAAGUACAAGAACAAGGUGCAUAUAUUUUCAGCUGAUGACAGAUCAAGCAUUUAUUCCAAUCAGAUAUAUGCAGAGCUAGAAAGGCUUAAUUGUAAGAUGAUAGAGGAAGGCUAUGUGCCUGAUAUGAAUUCCAUUCUCCAUGAUGUAGACGAGUCACAGAAGAUAGAGAUGCUUAGCCACCACAGCGAGAAGCUUGCAAUUGCAUUUGGGUUGCUUUUCAUACCUGAGAGAUUGCCCAUUCGAGUAGUAAAGAAUCUACGUGUGUGUGUAGAUUGUCACAAUGCCACCAAGUUCAUUUCUAAGGUUGUUGGGCGAGAGAUACUUGUAAGAGACGCCGUCCGAUUCCAUCUAUUUAGAAAUGGGACAUGUUCUUGUGGAGAUUUCUGGUGAUGGGUAGCUGUUUGUGUUUAGAACAUUGUUUGAUCUAUCAUUUGAUACCGGUGUGUAUUGCCCAAUACGUAUCAGUAUCGUCAUGGGCAAUAUGGCUGUAUCGCUUCAACAUGGGCCCAAGCUGGGGCGAUACAGGACUUUACUACCUUGUAUCAAUGGUGAAUGAUAUGAUGUGGAAAAACCAAUUUAAAGACCAUGAUAUAGGUACAUUGAGAGAUUUAAAACCAAGGAUUCUAUUAUAUUCCGACGGAGCUCUAGAAGUUUCAGAUUCUAGCUCAGAGGAGUUUGGGGCCAUUUUGCGAGAUUUGUGAAUGUUAAGGAUCUAAAAGGGCAAAGGGAUGUGAAUGUAGGUAGUAGGAAAACACUUGAUGACCGAUGGUCUAAAGGUUGACCCUUGAUAGAGUGGAAUGGCGGAAUGGGAUUCAUGUAGCUGACCACAAUUAAUUGGGAUGAGGCUUAGAUGAUGACGACGACGAUGAUGAUGAAUCAAGAUUUCUAAAUCUUGCUUUUUGGUUUGGAAUCUGGUAGAAGCUUAUUUGUGGCCAUUUCAAGGUGAGGUAUUACUGGGCAAUGAUGCAUCAGGACAUGAAUAACAUCUUGCUGUCUCAAUCAGUACGGCGGGACUGAUAUUUUUGUGAUCCAGACCAGUGAUCUGAAAGGACUUCGUCAGUUCGAUCAAUGAUUUAUCAUUCAUGGAUGUUAAUAAGAUCCUUCCAUUUAGAAGUACCUUAUGAUGGCAUAGCCUUAGCGUUAAUGGCGAGAUUCAAAUGAGGAAAGACUUACGGUGGAUACCUAGGCACCCAGAGUGGCUAUGUAUGGGAUAUACACCAGAGUCUCUCCUGGAUUAGAUAAU
Messenger RNA from Magnolia sinica, 3188 nucleotides. RefSeq names its product putative pentatricopeptide repeat-containing protein At1g68930. The record is from RefSeq and is a predicted model, not a curated record. Gene Ontology annotation, molecular function: RNA binding; zinc ion binding; protein binding. NCBI's taxonomy places the organism in Eukaryota, Viridiplantae, Streptophyta, Magnoliopsida, Magnoliales, Magnoliaceae. Gene Ontology annotation, biological process: RNA modification. Bases 107 to 2335 code for a protein of 742 amino acids. The transcript is spliced from 2 exons.